Molecule: messenger RNA, 2352 nt
Organism: Grosmannia clavigera kw1407
Lineage: Eukaryota; Fungi; Ascomycota; Sordariomycetes; Ophiostomatales; Ophiostomataceae
Product: c6 zinc finger domain containing protein
Exons: 2
Coding region: 1-2352 (783 amino acids)
Biological process (GO): DNA-templated transcription; positive regulation of transcription by RNA polymerase II
Molecular function (GO): zinc ion binding; DNA-binding transcription factor activity, RNA polymerase II-specific; sequence-specific DNA binding
Source: RefSeq, a predicted model, not a curated record
AUGAUUUCGUCCGCCUCUUCUGCCGGCACGCCCCGGCUCUCGUCCGCACACUCGCCGCAGUCUCUCUCUGCUGGCUGCGCCACAGACUCCGCCACAUCUACCCGUCAUGCUCUCCAGCAGCUGCUGCCUACUUGCCAACGCUGUCGCCGUUUGCGUCGACGUUGCGACACCCAGCUUCCAAACUGCCGGCCAUGCCAGCGCGCUGGUGCCGAGUGCACCAUAUUCGACCAUGCCCUGAAGCAGACGCUUCCACGCGCAUAUGUGCAAUCACUCCUCAUCCGCGUUGAACAUCUCGAAGCUGUCAAGAACAACGCAAACGGCCUGACGAGGUCUCCUGCUGCUUCUGUCCCGAUACCCAUACCAACGACUGCCACUAGUCCAUCGACCGUCUCUGUUGGCGGAAGCAGGCCCGAUCGGCCUGAUGCCCAUCCUGCCACUACUGAUGCCUCUUUCUCUCCCGCUUUCGCUCCCGACUCUUUCGACAUCGUCGUUCCCUCUGCUGCCUCCGCCGAAAAGUCACGCUACUGGGGCGCAUCUUCCGUGUUCGCCCUGACUGUCGAGAUCCUGCACAAUGCCACGGCACGCGGCUUUCUCACAGAGGCCGAGGCCGCCGGCGAGGACGGUGGCAGCCAACCGGCCUCGUUCGCAGACAGGUACACGCAAACCUCCCAUGCCCACACACACACACACGCCGACACCGAGGACAGCCAUCAUCCGAGCCUGGUCCAGGCAGAAGUGCCGCCCGAGGCCGAUAUCCGCGGCCUGUUGCAGCUGUACCUCGUGUCAGCCAACCAGCUAUACGGCUUUGUGGACCCGGCCCAGAUUGCCGCCGACCUGGACGUAUACCUAGCGGUACGGAGGGGAGGAGGAGGUGGCGGCAAGCAGUCAUCCUGUGCACCCUCUCCUCACCAAGUGCAUCCCUACUUUCGCAUCGCCAUGAUGUGUGCCAUUGCCUGUGCGACACGUUCUCGCUACCGGCCACCCCGGGCAGCCGAGAGCUUGGCCUACUACGCAGACGCGGCCGCGUACGUCGAAGAGGUCACGGCCGAGGUCUCUCCGGCAUCGUUGCAGGCGCUGUUGCUGCUCAUCGUCUUCUGUCUGUUUUACCCGCGCCGUGGGAACGUGUGGAAUCUGCUAGACUACGCCUGCCGCCUGACCAUUGAGCUGGGCUACCACACCGAAGGAAGUGAUGACGAAGAUGAGGCCGACGAGGCCAGGCGAGGCGAGAGACGUUGGCCUAGAGGCGACGGUCCCAACGAUGCCGACAACACGGGCAGUCAGACCGAGAGAGAAGCUGCCCGCACGCUCUGUCGGUCGACCUUUUGGGGGCUCUACGCCAUCGAGCGCAUUGUCGGCCAGUUGUUUGGCCGCGGCAGCGACCUUCCCGAGACCGUCAUCACGGCGGCAUAUCCCAGCGCGCUGGCUGUUGCGCCCUUGUCAGUGGGUGCUGGUGGUCCUGUGCAGACUCCCGCGCAUGUCCCCGUGGCCAUGCCGGACCAGCCGACGCUUCAAGCCAUGAGCAUCGCCCACCACUACCGCCUGGUCUAUCUGCGCUCCGAAAUCUUUCGCUCGCUGUACCUGCCGGCUAUUCCGGCCGCAGACGGUUACGAUCCGAACCGGGACAGUCCCGAAGACAACCUCCUCGGCCCCGGCCUCGGCCUCGCCUGGCUGCGCGACCGUCACCAUACCCUGCUGGCCUGGCGCCACGAACUGCGCGAUGUCGGCGAGGACCUCGCCGGGGUGGCCACGAUCACCUGCGAUGUCGGCUACGAUGCCACCAUGUGCUUCCUGUUUCAACCGCUGCUGCUGCGCGCGUUACGGGCAACAGCCGAAAAGGCAACCACUACAACUAGCUCGACUUCUCUCCCUGCUUCUGGUUCGGCUAUGCAUCCUCUCAUUAUUGCCUCCGACCCGUUUUAUUCGUCCAUUCGCCUUAUCCGUACGUAUGAAAAGGUCAUCCGCGCGCCUGAACACUCCGCCCUGGGCUGCUAUCCCAUGACGUUUAUGAGUGCACAUUAUAUUUAUCUGGCGUCCAGCACGUUGCUGUCCCAUGCACUUUUGCGUCUUGAUGACCGUGUGCACGUCUUGUCGCCGAUGGGAGAUGCCGAGGCUGCGCCUCGACGGAUGAGCUUCGAGACGCCCUUGCAGCAAGGCAACACCACCAAUGCACCGGGCUUACAUUCGUUCACUGAGCUUGACUGGGGCGCUUACGUCGAUACUUCAAGCUCCUGGUUAAUUCUGCUGGCCUGGUGUGGCGAGAGAUGGCCGGGUUUGUUAGGCAUCCUACAAAUCUAUCAGCGCCUUUUUUCUCGCACUAUCAAGCUUCUGAUUCAGAUGGGCAUUGCUAAGUGA